AUGAAAGACGUACCUGUGGCAAUGAUAAGGGGAGUUGAAGAAAUCAAUGUUGUUUUGAGAGCAAUUCAAGUUGAAGCUGACCACCUAGGAACUAGAGAAGUCGUUGGUUCACAGGACUGUGCAUUUGAAAGAACUUCCAACUAUGAAGGCCAACCUGAGCCACAUAUUCCAGAGAAGGACAUGAUGUUGGCAAAGGAAUCGAUAGAACGUUUGCACAGAACAUGGGAGGACCUCUUCUGCUCUCGCGUUGCCGGCUCAGGGGGCCAGAGCCACAACACCGUUGCCUUCUGGAGUUCCUCCUGCGAGGCCUCCAGUCUGAACCACCACAAUGGGACAUUAAAAACUGAGCAGGACAAAGCUUCCAGUCUUAAUCGCUCACUGAGCCAGGUUGCCUGUGGGAAAUUCACCAUAAUCCCCCUGGCCAAUGCACCACCAUGGUCACCUUUCCUGGACAUGGAAAGGUCAUACGUUCAGGCCAGCAGUGAGGCCCUGGCCUGCACCCUCUCUUCAAAUUGCUGCUGUCUGUGGCUGGGCUCCGUAGCUGUCCCCUUCUGCUUCCUUCCUAUGGCCAUUUAUACAGCCCUCGGCCUCCUCGAACAUUUGCAGUGCUAUCCUUAUAGGCCAGAAGAGUCAGGCUCAGAGGGAUACAGCCAGUGGUCCAAGGUCAAGGACAUAAAGACACCUUCACACCAGCUCUGCAUGCGGCCGGCCUCGCUCCUGCACAUCUGGGGACACUUGGGGGCAGAGCUUUCUUUUAGUGUUCUAGCAUCCUUCUAUAAUGCUGAAGAUGAGUCAAACCUUCUCUUACCUAAGCUGCCCACAUUACCAAAAAAUUAUAGCAGCACCUCAAAAAUAUUUAGUGAGGAGAAUUCUGAUGAAAUUAUUAAACUCUUGGGAGAUGUUAGAUUAAAUAUUCUUGUCCUUGGAGGAAGCUAUGGAUUUAUUGAGCUUUAUGCUUAUGGGAUGUUCAAAAUUGCUCGAGUCACAGGGAUUGAUGGCACUUGUCUUGCAUUGUUUCUAUCAAGUGAUUAAUCAUUAUCAGUGGUCACAGAGGUUUCCACUGGUGGCCCUUCAGAGGUUUCAUACUUUCAGGUAUGUACUGGAAUACUCUACUCCUUCUUACCUGAAGUAACUCGGAUGGCCAGGAAGCUUACUCACAUUUCAGCUCUGUUGCAGUAUAUAAAUUUGUCACUGACAUGUAUGUGUGAAGCAUGGAAAGAAAUACUGAUGCAGAUGGAUUCUCAUCUCACUAAGUUUGUGCAGGUAAUGUAACUGACUUCAUGUGGAAAGAGUUUAAAAGAUGAAUUUAUACAAUUGCUGUUGUGGGGGAAGGCAAGUGCUGAACUUCAGACCCUUUUGAUGAACCAGCAAACUGUAAAGGGCUUAAAAAAGCUUGGCCAGUCUAUAGAAUCAUCAUAUUCCAAUAUUCAGAAGUUGGUUAUAAGCCAUUUGCAGAGUGGCUCAGAGUAUUUAUUGUAUCAUUUGAGUGAACUGAAAGGAAUGGCUUCAUGGGAGGAAAAAUACAAACCCCUUGGACUGGAUGCUACAGGAAAUCAAGAUGCUAUUACUGCUGUGGGUUCUUUUAUACUCAAGGCAAAUGAAGUUCUUCAUUAAAUAAUGGACAGUAGUAUGAAGAAUUUCAAGGCAUUUUUCCGUUGGCUUUAUGUGGCCAUGUUGAGAAUGACUGAAAACCAUGUGCUUCCUGAGCUGAAUAAGAUGACUCAGAAAGAUAUCACAUUUGUUGCUGAAUUUCUUACUGACCAUUUCAAUGAGGCUCCAGACCUUUAUAAUCGAAAAGGAAAAUACUUUAAUGUUGAAAAUUUUGGGCAAUAUUUGAAAGAUGAAGAUGAUAACCUUGUGUCACCCCCUAACACGGAAGGAAACCAGUGGUAUGACUUCCUCCAAAACAGCAGCCAUCUUAAAGAAAGCCCUUUGCCGUUUCCUUAUUAUCCUCGAAAAUCAUUGCAUUUUGUGAAAAGGCGGAUGGAAACCAUUAUUCAUCAGUAUUUGCAAAUGCCAGCGGAUAUAAUUGGAAAAUCAAUGAAUCAAGCCAUCUGUAUUCCAUUAUAUAGAGAUGCUAGAAGGUAAUCUUCUUUACCUGUUAGGUGGAAUAAUAAAAGUUCAAAUCUACAGUAUCUUCUUUUUACUAUUUUAGAAGACUCACGGUGUAAAAUGUUUAUCUUAAGAAGGCAUGCUGAUAUUUCCCAGUCUGUGAGUCAUGGACUAAUUGCUGUGAAAUUUGGGAGCUUCACCUAUGCUACAAUUGAAAAAGUCAGAAGAAGGUAACACCCAAGCCUGAUUUGGGACAGAAGCACGUGGGAUGUAUCAACUACAGCUGUCAUUCUUAAAGACACCAUGGGACGUGAAGGAAGAGACAGACUCUUGGUCCAGUUGCCAUUGUCGUUUGUGUAUAACAGUGAAAAUGCUGCAGGGUAUCAAUUCACUGGAACUUAUGCCACAAGGCUAGAUGAACAAAGCAGUGUUAUUCCCACACAUACCCUGCACUUUGAGAAGCACUGGCGGUUACUGGAGAGUAUGAAAGCUCAGUACAUUGCUGGGAAUGGUUUUCGCAAAGGGUCCUGUGUGUUAAGUUCGAGUCUCCGUGAUGUGAAAGUAUUUGAAAUCGACGUCGAUGACGAAUGGGAGCUGGAUGAGUCUUCAGAUGAAGAGGAGGAAGCCAGUGGUAAGCCUGUGAAGAUCAAGGAGGAAGUGCUGUGUGAGUCAGAGACAUAGGCCCACCACGCCUCUGCUAAUGCUCUAGCCCCAGAAAUAGUGGUCAAUGUGGAGAAGCUUUACCCUGAACUGGACUCAUAA
This is a messenger RNA of Dipodomys ordii (Ord's kangaroo rat), 2814 nucleotides long. Its product is annotated as anaphase-promoting complex subunit 4-like. Lineage: Eukaryota; Metazoa; Chordata; Mammalia; Rodentia; Heteromyidae. Gene Ontology annotation, cellular component: nuclear periphery; anaphase-promoting complex. The record is from RefSeq and is a predicted model, not a curated record. Gene Ontology annotation, biological process: positive regulation of mitotic metaphase/anaphase transition; protein K11-linked ubiquitination; anaphase-promoting complex-dependent catabolic process.